Leptosia nina is the source of this 1935-nucleotide messenger RNA. NCBI's taxonomy places the organism in Eukaryota, Metazoa, Arthropoda, Insecta, Lepidoptera, Pieridae. The record is from the annotation of a GenBank genome assembly.
AUGCAACCAAAUAUAGAAACACUCUACCACGUUCCAAAACUUAAACUAUUAGAUACCGAGAAAGACAACAAAGCAAUAAGAUUUCGAAAGAUUAUAAACAAUCACUAUUCUAAAGAAAAGGCAGAAAUUAGUGUAACUAAUAAAAAAAAUCUUGAUAAGGGUAAGAAUACUGACAGCAAUUUUAAUAAUUAUGCUGUGGGCCACUGUGAUAAAAAUAGAGGGGAUCAAAAUCUUGAGACAGAAAGUUCAAAAUCCAUAUUGCGAGACAAAUUCUUGCCCCGCUUGUCUAAUAUUUUUAGGCGAUCGAACAAUCAAAUAAAGCAAAUACCAAGUAUAGAAGAAAAACACCAGAGAGUUAAGGAAACAUUGUGUGAACAUUAUCCAGAUUAUCGAAAAAUAAAUACAGUUCAUCAACCUGUGUAUGCUGUACAAGGAAAAGUUUUAAGAACGCCAUUUAUACAAAAAAAAUAUCAGGAUGCAUCACUUCAGCAUCAAUACAUAGGAACAAGAGACCAAUCGUCUUGUACACCCUCUUCUUUGACAUCAUCACUUGGAUCUAUAGAUCCAACACCCAAUCUCAAUAAACGAACUAAAAUAUGUCUUAAACGAGACCAAGAAAAGAAUUUUGAUAUAUUCUGUAACCAACAUGUAUGCUCGGAUUUAUCAGAUUUAAAGCAAAACAAAAAUCUGCAGUAUCCGUCAAAGUAUACGAAUACGAAAAAAGAGUUUUUAUUAAAUUCAAGCUGUCAAGCAAAUUGUGCAUCUGUCCAGUCGGACAGAGCGAAUAUAGAUCAAUCAUCAUCAUCUAGUUUCUGGAAUUUUAUAGCUGAUAAAUUAAAAGCUAGAAACAAAAAUAAUGUGGAUGACUGUGCCUGUGAAGCUAUACCAGAACCAGAAUUAAAAGCAAAGUCAGAUAUAAACUGCAGUCCAUCUAACUGUGAUAGGUUAAGGGGAGAAAAGGUUACUGGUGCUAAUAGAGGUCUUCCGCCACUACAACCCAAUGAACUAUUACCUAACAAGACACUAUCGCAAAAUCUAAAACCAGAAUCAAAACCGAAAAUGAAGUUUUCAAAGAGUCCCACAGCAUUGCCUCCGCUUCAGAAAAACAAAGUACCACACGAAUGCAAAUGCUCCGCAAAACAUAUACAAAACACUGACACUUUAGCACAAAAAUCCAAUGAGACGUGUCAGAAGCCGCACGAUGAGGUCACUCAGAGUCUUGCUGAUAAAUAUAAUGGACAAAUCCUUUGCAUCCAUAAUCCUCCUUGUAUACUCAUCAACGGUUGCCUUAAUCUACCUCCACCUAAACAGACUGGACUCGCGAACGUUUGGCACAUGACCCAAACUGAAAAAUCAUCAGGAACCCGCCACAACUUGACGAACCAGAUUUUUGAACAAGCGUGCCAGUAUGAAUCACCGUUCGCUUCCCAGGAAUGUGUACCAGAAUAUCAAACGGAGAAGAUAAUUCAGAGUAUCUGUAAUCACAAACCUCCUUGUGAAGUAGUCCACUGUUGCUAUAAGCCCAAAUUCGAUCCAAAGCUUAAGGAUUCGUGUGUUCACGUACCUAUGUGUCAAAGGCUGCCUGAAUGUUUGAUAAAAGUUGAUUCUAUCGAUCGUCAGACUCAAUGUUCACACCGUCCGAAAUGUGAGGAACUUCCAUUGUGUUCCAAGAAGCUAGUGCUAACAGCCAAGCAAGAUAUGAGUACGCAAGUGAAGCCAAGAACACGUAUGGUGUGUCGUCAUGAGCCACCGUGUCUGAUGAUUCCUAAAUGUAUAGCUCGUGUGAUUUGCAAUGAAGUUGUACCAUAUGACGCUAUUCCUGGUUGCGUCCACAAGCCAUCCUGUGAACUGAUUCCGGCGUGUUGUAGGAAGGUCACCAAAGAAAUGGUUUCUAUUUCAUCUCAAUAUCCAAAAACUUCAUGUCGUAUAGUUUAA